Messenger RNA from Pocillopora verrucosa, 2175 nucleotides. RefSeq lists its product as uncharacterized. Gene Ontology annotation, molecular function: protein binding. Gene Ontology annotation, biological process: protein homooligomerization. The record is from RefSeq and is a predicted model, not a curated record. Lineage: Eukaryota; Metazoa; Cnidaria; Anthozoa; Scleractinia; Pocilloporidae.
GGACAACUUUGUGAACGAAAAGCAGUGUUGAAAUUACAAACCUGCUCUUGUUGCGAUUACGAUUGAGAAGCAAGAGGUGAAAGUUCUCAAAAUGUAACAAGUUCAGAGCAUUCCCUCCGUUGUAAAACUCAAUGUUGGCGGUCAUUUCUUCACAACAAGUCUUCAAACGCUGACCAAAUCCAAGAUCAAGGCUCAAGGUUGACCGCCAUUUUGUUGUCAAAGUCUGCGAUAAAACCUUACGAAGACGGCGCCUUCUUCAUCGACCGAGAUGGAACUCACUUUCGGUUUAAACUUCGCACUGGGAAAUUCCAGGUGACUCUAUCGUAUCUCCGUAUUGGACAAUUGAUGGAACCAAAUAAUAUAUUUCUUAAUCAAGUAAUCAAGAGGUGGCAGUAGAAGCUAGGUCUAAUAAAAUUACCAAAAUGGUAGAGAUGGUUAACAAGCAGUUGCUUUCUUUUAGAAUGCAAAUCCGUCCGUGAAUUUCGAGUCUAUCCUAGAUCAGUUAAGAUCCGUGGAUCAUCGUCGCUUGUAACGGUAUGAAUACACUUCCGUUAUCAGCCAAAUAACUGUAAUUGAACUAAGUGGCGUGCAUGAUUUUUAGUGCCAUAUGAGAUGAAUAAGCACGAGUAAAUUUUGGAAAGGCUGACCAAAUUGCAAGAGCCCGUAGGGUGAGUGCAAUUUGUAAUCUUUUAAAAAUUUACGAGGGUUAAUUUAUUCCAAAUCGCACAGAUAACUUAUGAAUUUACUUAACAAUGAUAAAAAUGCAAAAAAAUCGAUUAGGUUUUCCUGUUUAGACGUGUUUACUUUGUUUCAUGGCUCACUGGUGCAGCCGCUUGCGUUUGUCUUGUCGUCAGACUUAUUCCUUGAAAAACUUGCUCAAAGUCCGUUUUCAUCAUCUGAGGCUAAAUUUUAAUUGACCUGAGAACUGCAGCCGGGAGACUCGCUUUACACUAUAAAAUGCAGGAUGGCGUUAGCAGGAAACAUGGAGUACCAAAUGAGGAAAACGUAAAUCACAUAUUUUCGACAAUAAAACUUAAUAUUGGCGGUCAUUACUUCACAACAAGUCGUCAAACACUAACAAAGGAUCCGGAGUCCGAGUUGGCCGCCAUCUUUUCAUCCAGGUCUAAGUUUAUAGAAUGCGAAGACGGCGCUUUCUUUAUCGACCGAGAUGGAACCCACUUCCGGUUUAUACUUAAUUAUCUUCGCACUGGGAAAAGUGUCCUACCAGAAGGAGCAACAGCCCUCAGCCAACUGCUGGAGGAAGCUAAAUUUUACCAGAUCAAGGAGUUAUUAGACGAAUUAAAUUUGGUGGCGUCAAAGACAGAAGGAAGGGUUAGAAUAAAUGUCGGUGGUCAUUACUUCACCACAACUCGUCAAACACUGACCAAAGAUCCAAACUCAAUGCUGGGCGUCAUGUUCUCAGGGAAAUUUGACAUGAAACCUGCUGAAGACGGCGCUUUCUUUAUCGACCGAGAUGGAACUCACUUUCGAUUCAUACUCAAUUAUCUCCGGACUGGGAAAUUAACUUUUCCUGAGGGAGAAAAAGCCUUCAAAGAACUACAGGAGGAGGCUGAAUAUUAUCAGAUAAAAGGAAUACUUGAUGAAUUAGAGUUUAACUCCGAAAUUAUAACAAACGACAACCACCGAAGCUUGUUGUUAAGGUGGCUGCCCCCUCAAGAUACACAGGAGAGGCGAAGGCGCCUUCGUCUGCUGUUCCGCGCUUCUCAAGAUGGCUUUAUGGCGAAAACAUUUCACUCCAAGUGCGACAAUAAAGGGCCCACGGUCACUAUUGUUCAGAGUGGAAAAUAUAUUUUUGGUGGAUUCACUGAAGAGUCGUGGGGCAGCCAAGGAGAUUACACGAGAUGUACAGAAGCAUUCUUGUUCAGCAUGGUCAGCCCAAGUGGCUCAGAACCGACUAAAAUGCCACUUAAGCGAGAAAGUCAGUACGCCAUUUGCUGCAGAAGUGACUAUGGACCAACGUUCGGGUUGGGAAGGGAUGGGCAUGACCUGCACAUCUCAGGCAAUGCAAACAUAUCUGCUUCAAGUUCAGUUUGUCUCGGUGAAACUUACAAUAACCCAACUUAUAAUGACCCGGAAUCCAAGGCUGAUUUGUUCUUCACUGGGAAAACUCAUUUUCAUGUGACCAAUUACGAAGUUCUUGAACUUGUGAACUGA